Messenger RNA from Oryzias latipes (Japanese medaka), 1906 nucleotides. It is a transcript of the gene naif1, whose product is annotated as nuclear apoptosis inducing factor 1. NCBI's taxonomy places the organism in Eukaryota, Metazoa, Chordata, Actinopteri, Beloniformes, Adrianichthyidae. The record is from RefSeq and is a predicted model, not a curated record. Gene Ontology annotation, cellular component: nucleus.
UCUUUAGAGGCUUUUCUGCACUUAUGGCGUCGGCUGCCAAAAAAAGGAAAAUGAAUUUCUCGGAGAGAGAGGUGGAGAUCAUUGUGGAGGAAAUAGAGAAGCAGAAGCACACACUGGUUAACCACUUCAAUGCCGGAGUCACCCACAUGGCUAAGAAUAACGCCUGGGUCGACAUCCUCCGCAAAGUCAACGCCGUCACCACCUGCCCCCGAGAGUUGCCCGAGGUCAAAAAGAAGUGGUCCGACAUGAAGACGGAGGUGCGGCGGAAGGUCGCGCAGGCGCGCGCCGCCAUCGAGGGCACGUCCGCCGACUGCGCCACGGUUCCCGUCAUCCUCAGCGCCAUGCAGCAGAGGAUCUGCAACCUGCUGGGGGAGGCCACCAUCAUCAGCCUCCCGGCCGGAGACUCGGAUGCUGAGCUGACGCUCCCGGUGACGGUGAGCGCCGGCGCCGCGGUCGCGCUGGCGGAGGCUCUUCCGGCUGGUCCGGUGUGUGAUGACCCAAAGGCUCUGAAUGCUGAAACCACGUACCACAACAUCCCCCUGGAGGACGGCAGCGUGGUGGAAUACUGCACCACCACUGUCAAUGACGCCACCCCCGCCGUCAUGGCGACCGUUGAGACUCCGGUGGAGAUGCUGGCCUCGUCCUCCGCCUCGCCGCCGCCGCCUGCGAGUCAGGCCAAACCUCAGGAACUGAAGAGCCGCAUCGCCCUGAACUCCGCCCGCCUGCUGCAGGAGCAGCGGGUGACAAACGUCCACAUCCGGCAGAUCGCUCAGCACCUGGAGGGCCAAAACGAGCUGCUGCAGAUGAUGCGGCGCUCCCAGGAGGCCCAAGCGCUGGCCCAGGAGCGGCAGGCGCAGGCCCUGGAGGGCACGCAGGCCGCCAUGAUCGCGUUGGUGCAGAUGCUCAGACCCGCGCUGAAAGACCUGCGCCGGUUCCUGCAGAGCGGCUCUGAGGCCGCAAACGUUUGCAGCUCAACGACCGGAGGGAAAGCGGAGGAAGGGCGAGAGGACCACAGAGCCAAAACUCCCCCUCCUCUGCAGCCGGCGGAGGACGCGCAGUAGUCUGCGUCCCAGAGGCGACACGGGUGCCUGAGACGCUGCAGGAUGGACGGACGACGUGGACGGCUGAUUGGGUCAAAAGCCCCCCCCCCCCCCGGCAGCGGACGCCCCCCCUUUGGUCAGGACUGUGGACGCAGCAAACCGGACGGGUGUCACUUGUUGUUGUGGCUGCUACAGACUUUCCUCCAAACCUUUUUUAGAAGCCGGUUUUAGCUUCAUGGUUGACUUUUAAAAAAAGGAAAUCCAUUUUUAGUUUUUUGAAUUUACAACCUUUAUUAAAAAGAGGUCAUGUUGACACAUCUUUUGUUGGCCAAAUAUGAGAACAGAAACCCACAGGUGUUCAUAUUCAGUGACAAAAGAAGCGACUGCUGCGUUGUGAGAAUCGAACGAGCGGCUGGACGGCAGCGUGUAGCACCGCUGCACGGGAUCCCCGCCUCAUCCAGUGGGGGUCCUUGGAGACCCCUCACACUGCUGCCUAACCAUGUAGCCACACGGGGGCCCACGUCUGGGUCUCCCUGUGCCGGUCCCCAGCCCGGAUAAAAGACGAGGUUGUGUCAGGAAGAGCUUCUGAUUGGCUGUGGCGACCCCUGAAGAUGGACUGUAAGGUGAGGAAGUGAUGGCGGCGGAUUUAACCCAUUUAUGGACCACAGACGGGCGUUUCAGGGAGCUGGACUCUGGACCCCAGAGGGGUUUCUGUGCUGACAUGGACUCUAUGGUCACAGAAGCAGAUAAAAAAGUACAGCAUUGUUCAAGACGGUUGAGGUCCUGAUCUACAUCCACCAGUUUUUAUUUUAUGGGUUUGACAUUUCAGAUUUAUGCAAUAAAGUCUUUGAUUUAUUGAACAUGAA